Messenger RNA from Nerophis lumbriciformis (worm pipefish), 1461 nucleotides. Lineage: Eukaryota; Metazoa; Chordata; Actinopteri; Syngnathiformes; Syngnathidae. The record is from RefSeq and is a predicted model, not a curated record.
AUGGCUGAAAAAAAUCAUGUUUUGACGCUUCCACUUUUGUUUUUAUUAAUAUGCGUGGUUCUGUUACACUUAUUCAUCUGUCCUUUCACCAAAGUUGAAGAAAGCUUCAAUUUGCAAGCUGCCCAUGACCUCAUUUAUCACAAGUUCGACUUUGACAAGUAUGACCACCACGAGUUCCCUGGCGUGGUUCCACGAACCUUCAUUGGCCCCCUGCUCAUCUGCAUCCUUUCCUCCCCUUUUGUGUUUCUAUCUUCUCUGCUGGACAUGCCAAAGUUCUCCACGCAGCUCAUCGUCCGAGCUUCUCUGGGAACGUGCGUGGUUGCCGCACUUUGGCGCAUGCAGCGAGAGGUGAGGAGGCAAUUCGGCUCCACGGUGGCGCUCCUCUUCUGUCUCAUGUGCGCGUCGCAGUUUCACCUCAUGUUCUACAGUACCAGGAUGCUACCUAAUGUGUUUGCGCUACCAAUUGCCCUUCUUGCGUUCACCUCUUGGAUGUCCAACAAUCACCGCAGCUUCAUCUACCUCUCUGCCUUCGUCAUCAUCGUCUUCCGAUCGGAGCUCUGCAUCUUCUUGGGUAUCAUGUUGCUAAUAUCCCUAUUGAGCAGAAAGCUCGGUGUCAUGCAACUUCUUUACUACGCGGUUCCUGCUGGAGUUCUCUCAUUGACCUUGACUGUGGCUAUUGACACAUUCUUUUGGAGGAAGCUUUUAUGGCCAGAAGGUCAGGUGUUAUGGUACAACACGAUUCUCAACAAAAGUUCCAACUGGGGAAUCUCACCCUUUUUCUGGUACUUCUACUCGGCGUUACCCCGCGGUCUCGGCUGCACGCUAUUUUUCGUCCCCGCGGGUCUGCUGGACCGCCGAACGAGGCUCCUCCUCCUCCCCUCGGUCACCUUCGUCUUCAUCUACUCGCUGCUGCCGCAUAAAGAGCUCCGUUUCAUUAUCUACACAUUUCCCGCGCUUACUCUGGUUGCUGCUCGAGGCUGCUCUUUUAUUUUAAGCAAUUAUCAGAAAUCCUGGGUGUAUAAACUGGGUUCGGCGGUCGUUUUGGGCCAGCUGUUGAUCAACGCGGCUUACUCGGGUGUUUGCCUCUACAUUUCGCAUCACAAUUACCCAGGAGGCCAUGGGAUGCGGGAACUACACAGGUUGCUGCCCACUACAGCAGACGUCUCCGUUCACAUCGACAACUACGCUGCUCAAACGGGAGUGUCUCGGUUUUUGGAGCAGCACCCACACUGGAGAUACGACAAACGAGAAGAUUUGCACCCCGAGAGCCCCGAGAUGAAAAUGUUCUCGCACCUUCUGGUGGAGGCAAAUUCCACCAACGUGAUGCUUCUUCAGGACACUCAUCACCCCCUAGCGUUCAUCCAAGGAUACGACGGCCUGGCUCGCCAAUUGUUCCCCCCUUCUUUUAGGGUAAAUUUGGCUAACAAAAUUGUACUAAUGCAGAGGAACACGUUCAGGUGA